Molecule: messenger RNA, 1525 nt
Organism: Salvelinus sp. IW2-2015
Lineage: Eukaryota; Metazoa; Chordata; Actinopteri; Salmoniformes; Salmonidae
Product: arrestin domain-containing protein 3-like
Biological process (GO): protein transport
Cellular component (GO): cytoplasm; plasma membrane
Source: RefSeq, a predicted model, not a curated record
CACUAUUUGUGAGUAGGCUAAAGCUAGCGGAAAUUGGCUUCAGAAAAGUUAAUGUGAAACAGUCGAAAAUGCCUUCAGUAAAAACUUUUGACUUGAGUUACGAUGUUAUUAAUGAACAUGAUACAUUUUCCGAAGGCGACUGUAUAUCUGGAAGAAUUACUUUGGAGUUAAUAAAGGAAACCAAAGUGGAAAGCCUUUUCAUCAAAGCCAAAGGGGACGCAAAUGUCCAUUGGACGACACGUACGAAAGACCACACUAGGACUCACUCUGCUCACAAUCGAUAUUUCAAACUUAAGACGUUUAUGAUUAAUGAAUCUCCUAAAGACAAUAUACUCCCCCCUGGGAUCCAUAGAUAUCCAUUUGGUUUCAAAAUUCCUGAGGGAAGCWUGCCAUCAUCCUUCAAGGGUCCACAUGGCAAGAUAGUGUACAAACUGGAAGCCAAGCUGGUUAGGGGUUGGCUAAAGACACACGACUUGGUGAAGGAAAUCACCUUUGUCUCCAAGGCUGACUUGAACCAUGUUCUACUAAUGUCUCCUCAGCAUGGUGUGAAGAACAAGUCAGUUGGYAUAUUCACCUCAGGACAUGUCACCAUGGAUGUCCACGUUGAAAGGAUGGGUUAUAUGCCAGGUGAGACUGUGAAUAUCUGUGCAAACAUCGAGAACAACUCCUCCCGUGACCUUAAGCCCAAAUUCAGUCUGAARCAGAAAAUUACUUUCUUUGCUUCUGGCAACACAAAGAUAGCAGAGCAGACAGUCUGCAAAGUAGUCAGAGAACCUAUCCCGUCCAACACCCGACAACGUGUUGCUGGGUCAUUGAAGAUACCUGCUGACCAGGACUUGUCCAUCCUGAACUGUAACAUCAUAAGAGUAGAGUACAUACUAAAGGUAUACUUGGACGUUCCUCUUGCCACAGACCCUGAAGUCAAGUUUCCAUUGGCUAUUAUCCCUUCCUGCUUUCGGUCUGACCUAUCACCAGGCAGUCCUGUCCUCGGGUUUGAAGAAUUCGGGAAAGGUGGUCCAAGCAACAGUGACUUCCCUUGUGAUACAGCCUUUGGACCAUAUCCUCCUGCCUCGGGUCCAGGGGGAGGCCUAUAUCCACCUGUCCUGCCAGUGUACCCUGAACCUGYAGCYGUGGGAGGAAGUUAUCCCCCUGACCCACAGCCAACAUACCCAUACCCAACUCACUUGAUGAUGGAUCCACCUCCAACUGCGCCACCAUUUCAUACACCCCCGACUGCCCCGAUGAUGCUUUCACACCCCUCUCCUCAAGAGAUAGACCGACCCCCGUCGUAUUGUUCCCUCUUUCCUCCGUCAACACCUGAAACAUCACCCUGAUACACCAUAAACACUCAUCUUUGACAGAAGUUAUGCAACUGAUUCACUCCCAAUGUCAUUGUUGCACACACCAACAGACCUGUAAACAUUAUGUUAAUGAAGGAACAAAAUGCCAGGUUUGCGUCAGUGUUUCAAGUCUAUAGCAUUUAUGUUUGUGUGUUUUGAGCCAUAAAGAUUUUUUUUUACUGUAA